GUUUUUACGUUACAAACUUCGAUAGACAAUUCGUAAUGUCGGAACUUAAAGAUUCAGCGAUUAAGCUUUUCGGGAAGACGAUUCAGUUGCUUCAUGUUGAUGAUGACGAUGUCGUUCUUGGUAAAGCUGAUGAUGAACAACAACAACAACAACAGUGUUCUUCUUCCGAAGACAUCAAGCAAAACACUACAACAACUCAAACAGAAGACACAUGUUCCAAUCCAAGUACAUCAUCUGAAGGAAUCAACGAUGAUCCAAGAACACCAACCGCCGACAAUGAACCUUCAUCAAAAAACUCCACAAAAAAAGAAAACCAAAAUUCAGAAGAAAAACCUCAAAAACCAGAUAAGAUUCUUCCAUGUCCUCGAUGUAAUAGCAUGGAUACUAAAUUCUGUUACUACAAUAACUACAACGUUAACCAGCCACGUCACUUCUGCAAAAACUGUCAAAGAUAUUGGACAGCUGGCGGAACAAUGAGAAACACACCCGUAGGUUCUGGAAGACGAAAGAACAAAAGUUCAUCGUCUGCUUCAUAUUACCGCCACCUUAUUGUCUCCGAAGCUGCUUUCCAACCUUCUUGGAAAACCAACGGCAGUGUUCUUAGUUUUGGAUCUAAUGUCCCCCUUUGUGAAUCUAUGAAUUCAGCUUUAAACUUUUCUGAUAAAUCCCAGAAAUCGGAAGAUGACCUUUCUUCGAAUUCUGUACAAAGGAAUUUCCAAAAAUACCCUUGCCAAAUCCCAUGCUUCCCUCAUCCACCACCUCCUCCUCCUCCUUGGCCUUACCCAUGUAAUUUCCAAGAAUUUCCAAGAAUACCCUUGCCGAACCCUGCGCAAUAUCGACCUCCUACCACCAAUCUUUCAGGGUUUCCUGUGUCUUUCUAUCCAACACCGCAAUACUGGGGUUGUACUGUACAACCACCCCCAUGGAGUAUACCAUGGGUAACCCAUCCAAAUGACCAAAUUACCCCUCAUUCUCUUCUCGGAAAGCAUUCUAGAGAUGGGUAUAUGCUGUCUCAAUCGAUAACUUCUUCAAAUUCAAGAAACGAAGAGUUUUCAAGAGAAAGAGAUUCAGAAAGUGGCGUUUUCACCCCCAAGACUUUGCGAGUUAACGAUCCAAAUGAGGCUGCAAAGAGCUCUUUAUGGUCAACUCUAGGGAUCCUAAAGGGUGAAAAUGGUAAUAAUAUUGAUAAUAAUAACAAUGGCGGAAAUCUUCAUAAGGCCUUUCAAUCGAAAAGUAACGAGAAGAAUGAAGUUGUUACGAGUUCUUUGGUGAAUUUGCAAGCAAACCCUGCAGCCUUUUCAAGAUCACUUAAUUUUCGGGAAACUUCAUAGAUUUUGGAGCGAAAAGAUUUGAGUUUUGAAGGGAGGUUAGAGAUUGUAGAGGGGUGGUUUUAGUUUGUCUUUUGUGAUAAGAAAGGAGUUGUAAAGUAUGCAGCUUUUGUUGUACAUGACUAUAAAGAAAUAAGUGAAUUUAGUAAAGGGGAAUUAGAUAGAGAAAGAGAGAUUUCUUGAAUGUCCCAAAGUGCAU
Messenger RNA from Lactuca virosa, 1527 nucleotides. The record is from the annotation of a GenBank genome assembly. Lineage: Eukaryota; Viridiplantae; Streptophyta; Magnoliopsida; Asterales; Asteraceae.